UCACUACCUUACAAACCAGCACUCCAUACUCGAGAUCGUGAGCACCAUUAAUUCUGCUAAAUGCCAACACAUCUAAGCCUAUAAAUUCAUGGCACCAAUCUCCCUUGCUUCACCAUUCAAAGUCAGAUAGCAGAAAGAAUCGAUUCCCUAAGAAAAAGCCAUGUUGGCAAUCUUGUCACUAGCCAUCCUCUUCUUCGUAUCCACCGCCGGCGCUGCGCCUGCUCCGGCAAUCGACAUGAGUGGCAAUCAAGUUGAAGCCGGCGUCUGGUACUACAUGUUGCCGAUCCAGAAGAGCACCUACCGCGGUUUCUUUUCUGGCGCCCAAUACAACACCACUUGUCCGAUCUACAUCAACGAAGCGCCCAAAAGGUUUCCAGGAUUAGCCGCGAAAUUAUGGCCGGUUGACGGCGGGAGCACGGUCCGGCUGUCGACGGACCUGAACGUGGAGUUGUACGAGGCCAACCAGUGUCCGGAGAAGCCGAUCUGGACGCUGGCCCCCAGGGACGAGAAGACGGGGCUGAGGUUCGUGAGGUACGGCGGGGUGAUCGGCAGCCCCGGCCUCGGCACUCUCAACAAUUGGUUCAGGGUAGAGAAAGACGGGGAGUACUACAAGCUGGUGUUCUGCCCCACUAGCGUCUGCAACACCUGCAAGGACGUCGUCUGCGGAGAUCUUGGCAUCUAUACGGGCGGUUAUAAUCGUUGGCUGGUCAUGGGCGGCCAACAAUUUUCCAUUAGGUUCAAGAAAUUCCGUCCCUUGAAGAAGAAGAAGAAGAUCCCCCAGUGAUAACUCAAUGUGAGAAAGCAUCGUUCAUCAUGUAAUGGAUGCAUCGGCUUUUUCCACAAUAAAGAAAAAAUUAUUCUCUUCAAUAUA
Messenger RNA from Nymphaea colorata (pocket water lily), 871 nucleotides. RefSeq names its product kunitz trypsin inhibitor 5-like. The record is from RefSeq and is a predicted model, not a curated record. The transcript has a single exon. NCBI's taxonomy places the organism in Eukaryota, Viridiplantae, Streptophyta, Magnoliopsida, Nymphaeales, Nymphaeaceae. Gene Ontology annotation, molecular function: endopeptidase inhibitor activity. The coding region runs from base 161 to 784 and encodes 207 amino acids.